AUGUCGGAAGCAAACAAGAACAGAACGCUUAUAGCCGUGAUCGGAGACGAAGACACGAUCACAGGAAUGUUGCUGGCAGGUAUUGGUCAGAUAUCCUCGGAGGUGGGCAAGGAAAAGAAUUUUUUGGUGGUGGAUGCGAAGACCAAGGAUGAAGAUAUCGAGGAGACUUUCGUGACAUAUACCGAGAAGAGAGACGAUAUCGCCAUUUUGCUGAUCAAUCAGCAUGUUGCUGACAAGAUAAGAUUCAGAGUUGACACGUUUACGCAAGCAUUUCCGGCAAUUUUGGAGAUACCAUCCAAGGAGCAUCCCUACGAUCCUGAGAAGGACUCCGUAUUGAGGAGGGUAAGAAGGUUGUUUGGGGAAUAA
Molecule: messenger RNA, 366 nt
Organism: Kuraishia capsulata CBS 1993
Lineage: Eukaryota; Fungi; Ascomycota; Pichiomycetes; Pichiales; Pichiaceae
Exons: 1
Coding region: 1-366 (121 amino acids)
Biological process (GO): proton transmembrane transport
Cellular component (GO): fungal-type vacuole membrane; proton-transporting V-type ATPase, V1 domain
Molecular function (GO): proton-transporting ATPase activity, rotational mechanism
Source: RefSeq, a predicted model, not a curated record